AUGGCAGACAAACAGGAGUCCGAGGCCAAAACUGCGGCCUCGCUGGUUAAGAAGGGUUCUGCAGUUGUGUAUAUGGAGAGUGAUGCCCCACUUGCCAAACUUGAGGUGUGGGCAAUGAAUGCACCCGCAGUAAAAAAUGAUCCGGAUCUGAUGUUUGCUUUGUGUUCCGUUGAGCCGUCAUCUACAGCCAACAAGCUCAUGUUGAAGCAGAAGGAACCUCCCACCAACGAAGUGUUUGAGGCUCCGAUCAAUCAAGUGUUUAAUGCAAAUUCAAACUUAGACCCCAUGGCUUACAACGACAUCGGCACGAUCCCCCAUCAGAACAUUCCUUGCGUCUUGGAUUUCUUGCGCGUUCGGUACAUGAACAAGGUGAUGUACACUGCAGUCGAGCCAUUGAUUGUAGCCAUCAACCCUUUCCAGGAUCUGCGCAACGGAACAGAUGAAGUGAUUGCCCAGUACCGCGACGCAGCCGACUGCGAUAAACUGCCGCCCCACAUAUUUCAAAUAUCGCGGCGUGCAGUAGAGAAUCUCCACGGGGUGAGGAAGAGUCAAACAAUUGUCGUAUCAGGAGAAUCUGGAGCUGGAAAAACAGAAACGACAAAACAACUGAUGAAGUACUUCGCCAGCGCGAAGUCGGGGAAUUUGGAUGCGCGGAUACAGCAGGCCAUCAUGGCAGCAAAUCCUGUGCUGGAGGUGAGUCACUUUUGGCCGGAGGAGAUAGCUCUGCACAUGGCCUUCGGUAAUGCUAAAACAGUCCGCAACAACAACAGCAGCCGGUUUGGGCGUUUUAUGCAACUCGAUGUGGCCAAGGGAGGGGGCAUUCGCCACGGCUCUGUUCUUGCGUUUCUCCUGGAGAAAAGCAGAAUUUUGACUCAAGACCAGAACGAGCGCUCGUACCAUAUAUUUUACCAAAUGCUCAAAGGAAGUACACCGCAAAUGAAGGAACGUUACAAGUUGCUAGACUGCAGCAAGUACCAGUUUCUGAAUCCACACUGUGUAGACGCUCCCGGUGUUGACGAUCUCAGUGAAUUUGAAUCCGUGGUGAAAGCCUUCGAGUCCAUGGGCCUGAAGGAGGAGCAGCGGCACACCAUUUGGUCUGUGGUGUCGGGAGUUUUGCUGCUCGGCAAUGUGGCAACUGUCGGCAAAAAAGAAGGCGGGGUCGAGAAUGCUGCUGUCAUAGCCGGGGAGAGUGCUCGCGUGUUGAAGGAUGCCUGCGACCUUUUGUUUUUGGACUCUGAGCGCGUCAUGAACGAAUUGACUAUAAAGGUCACAUACGCUGGAAACAACAAAAUUGAAGGACGCUGGACAGUCGAAGACUCUGACAUGCUGCGUGGUUCUCUGGCGAAAGCAGUGUACGAGAAGUUGUUCUUGUGGAUUAUUCAAGCGCUUAACUCCACUAUAGAACCCCCAGGAGGAUUUCAAACAUUUAUGGGGCUUCUUGACAUCUUCGGCUUUGAAGUCUUCCAGAACAACUCCCUCGAGCAGUUGUUUAUCAACAUCACCAACGAAAUGCUUCAGAGCACGUUUAUUGAGGUGGUGUUUGCACGAGAAAGCGCUCUCUACAAAAGCGAAGGGAUUACCGCUAAGGAGAUCGAGUUCACUACCAACAAUGACGUAAUAAGCGUGUUGAUUGACAAGGGAAAUUCCAUCCUCAGCAUUCUCGAAGACCAGUGCUUGGCGCCCGGUGGCAACGACGAGAAGCUUGUUAGCGCGUGUUGCACGAAGUUGAAAUCAUCCUCGAGGUUUGUGCCUGCCAAACUUGACGCUCAUAGCGCAUUUCUCAUAAAACACUCCAUCGGGACCAUCAAGUACAACGCACAAGGAUUCGUCUUCAAGAAUAAGGACGUUCUAAAGCCAGAGAUGGUUGAUGUCGUGCAGGCCUCGGGAAACCCGGUUGUGCGCGCUCUCUUUGAAGGGGUGAAGGUUGAAAGAGGGAAGAUGGCGAAGGGGUCGUUGAUCGGGUCUCAGUUCUUAGCGCAGCUCAGUAAACUUAUGACACUCAUAGGAUCAACAGAAGCCCACUUCAUCAGGUGUGUAAAGCCCAACGAAGAGAAAAAGCCAUUGCUGUGGGUACAGAGCAAAGUUCUCAUCCAGUUACAUGCGCUCUCUAUAAUCGAAGCGCUGCAACUGCGUCAACUGGGAUACACCUAUCGGCGGCAGUUCCAGGAAUUUGUGGAGCAGUUCCAAUUCAUCGAGUUGAGCGCGGCACAAAUGGCGGACAAGAGAGCCGCUACAGAGGCAAUUAUUGCCUCGGCAAACCUGCAGAGCGGCACAUACGCGUUUGGGAAAACCAUGGUGUUCUUGAAACCCGAGAGUGCGAAGUAUUUGGUGCACUUACAGCGCACGCGGCUGUCUGCAUGGGGCCCCCUUAUUGGAGUCUUAGAGGCGAUUUACGCGCAGAAAAAGCUGCAGUCCAAGAAACAAGCAUUUACGAUAUGCUCAAGGAUAUGCGCACAUGCACGGAGAAAGCUGGAUCAGCAUUUUUGA
Messenger RNA from Eimeria acervulina, 2487 nucleotides. RefSeq lists its product as hypothetical. NCBI's taxonomy places the organism in Eukaryota, Apicomplexa, Conoidasida, Eucoccidiorida, Eimeriidae. Gene Ontology annotation, molecular function: actin filament binding; microfilament motor activity; ATP binding. Gene Ontology annotation, cellular component: actin cytoskeleton; cytoplasm; vesicle. Bases 1 to 2487 code for a protein of 828 amino acids. The record is from RefSeq and is a predicted model, not a curated record. Gene Ontology annotation, biological process: actin filament organization; vesicle transport along actin filament. The transcript is spliced from 15 exons.